This is a messenger RNA of Chelonus insularis, 4582 nucleotides long. RefSeq names its product Bub3 interacting GLEBS and Zinc finger domain protein (gene BuGZ). Gene Ontology annotation, molecular function: DNA binding. NCBI's taxonomy places the organism in Eukaryota, Metazoa, Arthropoda, Insecta, Hymenoptera, Braconidae. The record is from RefSeq and is a predicted model, not a curated record. Gene Ontology annotation, cellular component: nucleus. The transcript is spliced from 6 exons. Bases 148 to 1497 code for a protein of 449 amino acids.
UCUAUAACUUUUUACGUGGACUACCACUGACACAAGUGUAGUCCGUAAAAAAUUUAUUAAACUGUUUAUUAAAUUGUCUAAAAAUAUAAUCAUACAUUUAUUAGUGUUCAAUAAUAAUAGUAAAAAUAAUUUACAAAUUUACAAAAAAUGGGAAGAAAAAAGAAGAAGCAAUCAAGACCAUGGUGCUGGUAUUGUAAUAGAGAAUUCGAUGAUGAAAAAAUUUUAAUUCAACAUCAAAAGGCUAAACAUUUUAAAUGUCAUAUUUGUCAUAAGAAACUAUAUACAGGGCCAGGCCUCAGUAUACAUUGCAUGCAGGUGCAUAAAGAAGCUAUAGAUAAAGUACCUAAUUCAUUGCCAAAUCGUAGUAACAUUGAAAUAGAAAUAUAUGGAAUGGAAGGAAUACCUCCAAAUGACGUAAAAGAACACGAAAAACAAAGGAAUGGAGGUAGACCAGGAUCUCCGAGUUCUGGAGAAGAUGAACCAGCACAAAAAAAAUCUAAACCUGAAGGCUUGCUAGGAUCCGCGCCUGGAGCAAUGUCAACAGGUUCAAUGGUGCCUGGAGUAAUUCCAGGAAUGCCAAUGGGUCAAUAUCCUCCACCAAUGCAUCCUAUGAUGGGUCCAAUAGGACCUGUAGGGCCUCCAUUUAUUCAAGGAAUGAUACCUGGAAUGCCGGGUAUGCCUCCAGGCAUGCAACCACCAGUCUCUGGUGCAUCAAUGCCUACAAGACCUUUAUUCCCUGCAAUGGUUUCCACAGCAUCGACGUCUGUGUCGAAUUCUACGCCUCUAGGAACUGAUUUUAAACCUGUUACAUCGAUAGCUGGUGGAUCAAUAGGCCCUAUUAAACCUACGUUCCCAGCAUAUAGUACUGAUUCUACUUUAACGACAAAUAGCACAUCUGGUGGUGACCAAAAAGUUAGUUUGAUUGCUACCACUGGUGCAGCGAGUAAAAUUAUUCAUCCGCCUGAAGAUCUUAGCCUUGAGGAAAUCCGGGCAAGAUUACCAAAGUAUCAACGUCGUCAAAAUGACGAAUCAAAUCGUUCUGCGAGUGCAGAAGCAGCUAAUCAACAAGCUGCUGCUUUACAACAGCAGCAACAACAACAACAAGCAGCAGCACAGCAACAACAACAAGCGGCAGCAGUCGUGAGCGCAGCGGCAGCGUUUCAGGAUCAACAACAAAGACAACAAGCUGCAUUAUCAGCUCUUCAACAACAACAGCAACGGUUUCAAAGACCACCACAAACGAUGAUGGUUCCUGCAACCGCUGCUAUACCUGUUUCAUCCGUUGCGCUCAUGGCACCAUUAAUGCGCCCAACGAUGACUCUUGCUGCUCCUGCGCUCAUUCACGGAGGUAACAUGAUGCGACCGCCCCCCAUGGGCCUGCCACCAGGAAUGAUCGGGGCACUGCCCCCGGGUGCGAUGCAUCCAGCAUUUGCCACUCCAAUGGGAUUUCCUGGUGCUCCUGUAUUAACACCGAUGAUGCAUCCACGCUUCAGAUGAUCACCUACAGUGGACGGGCCCAAUUCAUCGGUGCACUUCGUGCUUUGGGCCCGCCCCUAGCCAUGGCUAAUUAAAUAAAUCAUCACAGUCAUGGCCAAGGACCAAGAGGAUCAUAAACUGCUUGUUGAUCUACAAACGCCUUUUGAAGAGCCGUCGUAACCAUUUGAUGAUCCUCUACUACGAAGUUAACAUGAAGUUAGCAAAAGUCUUUGUUUUUUUUUUAAUACUAUUGUUAGAAUAAAAAAACAUAAAGAAACAGUGCCUAGAAUGGUUUCUUGGUGUAUCAAAUUUGCAUCAAGAUUUAAAUUCAAGGCCUGUUUAAUUAAUCCACAGGAAAUCCCAGUGGAGAGACGCGAUUGCGCAUACGGGUGGCGCUUCACGCUGCCGCUAAAAUGAAAUAACAUUCUCACGCUAAAUUAGAAUUGAAAAAAAAAUUUAACCUUUAUAAGGAACAAUUAUUUAAACAGUUGUAAGUCAUUUUUUAUUUUGUUUUUUUACAUGAAGGACAGGCGGGAUGAUUGUUGCGCGGAUUUAGUGGAGAGAAAAAUGAAACGAGUCUUUUUGAUGCUUCAUCGAGAUGAUGCUUGUGAUUGCGUGUUUCUUAGCUGCAGCGUGGAGGUUUCGGUCGCCUCAGGUUAGUCUGUCGAAAAAUUUUUAUUUUGUCAAGAGACAACUUCCUGUUCAUUGAUUAUUGACAACAAUUUUUGAAAUAUAUUUUUUUUCCAAUAUUUUGUAGUAUUUUACAUACUCAUAUUUUAUUUGAAUUGUUUUCAAUUUAAUGAAUAUGGAAUAAUGCCUCUUUCCUUUCAAGCAACGUGUCUACGACGCAUGAGUGAGUGGUAAGUACGGAAAAGUGCUCACAAAAAGUACGGAAACCGAUUCUACACUCAACUCGCGCCAUUCGAAAAUUCUUUAUUACGAUUUUCUUCAUUUAUUACUAAGAAAUUAAUAAUUGAUAUGAUUUUUAAUAUUAAAAAAAAAUUCAUUUUAUUUAUUCAAUCGUUAAAUUUUUCCAUUUAAUUCGACCGAAAAUUUUGUAAGCAAUAUUUUAAACAAUAAUUUCAAUAUCACUAUAGUUAGAUAAAAAUGUUAAAAAUCUUUCGAACAUUGCCUGUAGAUAUCACUAAAUGGAUUCAAUCAUCAAUUUCUAAUUCAUAAUUUCAACAUUUCUUCUAAACUUAUCUUUUCUCUAUAAUUCAAUAAAACGUCAUAAUUAUUAACAAAAAAUUAUCUCUCUUUUUCUCUGCUAUUUCUUCUUAACGUUUUACUCAAUAUUCUCUCCUCAUUCUAAUUAAUACUUCCGCUUUAUCUCUAAAUCUUGAACAAAAAUUGUGAAAUAUUUUCACAUUAUUAUUUUUCUCUUUUUGUAAUGAAUUUUUAGAAAAUACAAUGCACACACAACUUCAAAAAAAACAUCAAAACCGUGCUGUGAACACGUGUACGUACCAAAUUUACGCAUUGUUAUUAAUUAUAAUAUUCUUUGAAUAAACAGAUUGUCUUUCUGAAUAUCAUUAAAGCAUUAAGAUUUUAAAUUAAAAUUCAUUUAAUUACUAAAUCAUUUAUAAACUUUCGAAAUUAUAUAUCAAUGAAUUUAUGUAAAAUAUUAUUGAAAAUCGUAUUUAGUGUAAAUUAAAAUAUGUAUUUAAUACAUUCAGCAAGACAAUCUUAAAAUAAAAAUAUUAAUUAUGUAGAAAGUUCAAUUCAGUGAGUGUCAUAUUGUCGAUUGUUUCAAAUAAAGAACGUUUAAUGAAAAGAUUGAAAGGGUUUGGGCAUAGCUUGACGUUUUAGGAAAAAUUUCAAUAAAUAUCAAUUAUAAGAAAUAACAUUAAAUUCAAGGAAUUGUUGAAAUGUAUAGAUAAAUGAAUUAAUUUGAAUCAUUGAAACCAGUAAAACAAAUGAAUAGAUGUACUCAUUUGAUAUGUAUGAAUAUUAGCUAAUUAUAAAAUAUGCUCAAUUUGUAAAAAUAUUGUUAUUAAAUUAUUUCCUAAAACGCACGGGCGACAGCCACUUAUUGUUUCAACCAAUCACAGCUUCCAUUGCUGUUGGACCAUAUUGGUCCCUUGCCUCAAGGCAGGCGAUUGUUUGGACCUAUCGUUAUCACGAUGUCGAGCCAGUUGUUUAUUCUGAAUAUUAAUUAACAAUUUAAUGUCGAGAAAUUGUCAAGAAAAUUAAGAUUUUUUUGAUGUUACUUGAACGAACUCAUUAAUUUAAUUAAUUAAAUUGGAAUUGAAAUAUGCUCGACAAUGUGUACGAGUGGCUGGACCAAAGAAAUAAUAAUUACUUGGUUAUAAACUAUGACAAUCCGUUAUUAACUGAUCAAUCUUACAAUUGUAUUAAUAAUUUAAAUAAAAAUCAUCUCGAUUUAUUUUUCAAUAAUUUUAUUGCAUUCGUAACCUAUCAAGUCCUCAUAACUUUUAUUGAACAUUUUUUCACUAUUUUAUUUAAUGUUUUAUAUUUUCUUUGAAUUUCAGAUAUUAUUAUUUUCGUUAUUUAUUCGUAUUUUAUAGUAUUAUACCACAGACAUAAAAUUACUGGUGAUUUUUAGUUCAAUUAAUAUACAAUUGUUUGGCGAAUGCUUAGCUAUGUGUGUAAUACAAAUAUUGAAUUCUUGAUAAUUAUUUUACGCAUAAUAAAUUCUAAUUAAACGCCUGAAUAGUUGAUUGGUGGUGAUUUCAAGAAAUCAAGAGAAUACGUAUUGUGGACACUUUAUGUGCUUUUAUAGAAAAAAAAGUUGGAAGAAAAAGCUUUGAUAAGUUAAAAAAUCAACUAAUUCCUUUUCUUUUUUUCUUUCAUUUCUUUCACUCUAUUUAUUUGUUAAAUUUUUUUUUUUUUUGGUUUGUAGUAUAAAUUUUUUCUAUUUACGGGUGUAAUGUUCUAUUUAACUGGAUUAUUCUGGAUUUUCUGUUGUAUGUAUUUGAAAACUGAAAGAAAAAAAGGCUGUCAUACAAUAUUAUAGCUGAAGUAUUUAAAGAAUUGUUAUUUUCAGCAUGAGGAUAUAUGCGAGCGUAAAAAACUGAUACAAAAGAAAAUUAUACGUCAUAUGUAUCUUACCGCUCGUUAAAAUAAACAAAUUUUAUUAAAACAA